Adineta ricciae is the source of this 1194-nucleotide messenger RNA. The record is from the annotation of a GenBank genome assembly. NCBI's taxonomy places the organism in Eukaryota, Metazoa, Rotifera, Eurotatoria, Adinetida, Adinetidae.
AUGUUUCGAACACUAGUAACUCGAUCGUGUUUACCUCGAAUUUAUCCACGAGGUUGUCUUCAUUUAACGACACUGAAACUGGCGGAAGCAUCGAAUAAAGAUGUACAGGAAAAACCGUCGGCAAGUUUAACUGAUGAAGUCAAAUUUGAUUAUAUUAAUAAAACAGGUAUAAUUCUGUUGAAUAAACCGAAAGCAUUAAAUGCUUUGUCAUUAUCAAUGGUUCAACAAAUCUAUCCGAAAAUGAAAGAAUGGGAAUCGGAUGGUAAAACAGAAUUAGUGAUCAUUAAGAGUACGAGUCCGAAAGCGUUUUGUGCUGGUGGUGAUAUAAAAGCACUUCUGAGUAAAACAUCCGAUGGUGAACGACUUCGAAAUGAAUUCUUCCGAGAAGAAUAUAAAUUAAAUAAUCUAACUGGAAACUAUCGAUUACCGUACGUCGCGAUUAUCAACGGUAUUACCAUGGGUGGAGGUUGCGGUUUAUCGGUACAUGGACCAUUCCGGGUAGCAACAGAGACAACAACGAUUGCAAUGCCAGAAACAGCGAUUGGUCUGUUUCCCGAUGUUGGCGGUUCACAUUUUCUACCACGAUUGCCUAACAAUCUUGGAGUAUUUCUUGGAUUGACUGGUUACCGUCUACGUGGAAUCGAUGUGCUUCAUGCUGGUAUUGCUACACACUUUGUUCCGAGUGAUCGAUUAGAAGAAGUGGAACGAAGACUUAUCGAAAUACCAAAAGCAAAUUACAACUCCGUCAAAGAAGUUUUAGAUAAGAGCAGUCAAUCAGCGAUUCAAUCACAGCCACCGUUCAGCCUUCAAGAGCAACUGCCAUUAAUCAAUCGAUUGUUUUCUAUAAAUACGAAAGAUGUCGAAACUAUAUUCGAGCAAUUGAAAUCCGAUGGCUCCGAAUUUGCUUCGAAACAAUUAUCCACACUGGAGAAAAUGAGUCCAACAUCACUUAAACUAACCUUCGAGCAGUUGAAACGUGGUCAAAAACUUGAUUUGAAAGAUUGCCUGAUAAUGGAAUAUCGCAUGGUUCAGAACGUCAUGAACGGUCACGACUUUUUUGAAGGCGUUCGAUCUGUUCUUAUCGAUAAAGAUAACAAACCACAAUGGAAACCGAAUACACUCAAAGGCGUAUCGGACAAAGAUAUCGAAGCAUAUUUUGCAAAACUUUCAUCUUCUGAUGAUUUACGAUUAUGA